UUUAAACCGGCCUUAUCAACUUUAACCCAAAAUUUUAACGGAACAAUUUAAAAUUAUUUCACGAUGGAAAUGGAACGUAGAAAAGAAGAGUUAGAAAAGAAAAGGCAAAAACUUGCCGAACUUCGUCGUGCAAGAGAAGAGAGGAAACAAGUGUUUACCACUGCGACUCAGAAACAAGAGGAAAAAUCUGUGGAAAGGAGUCGCAAGGAACAGAUCGAUGAUCUUGUCAAAUCCCUGUUAAAAGACAAAGCUACUGGAGACCAUCCUGGAACACCAACAUCAUCAAAAUCUGACGACGUAGAGCCCGAAAAGGGAAUAACCUCACAUCAUGCACGUCUCAGUUCUAUUUCCACAGGUUAUUCGCCUGGAACUUCUGUUCCUCAAAGUCCGAGUAUAUUGGCACCUUCCCGUUAUAUUCCAGAUUUCUCUUCUUUCGAAGCAGUAAUAUUAGAUAUUGCUCCAAAGGAACUCAUUCUUUACAGUAAAGAAGUUCAAACCACUGAAAGAUCCUUUGGACCACCACCACCUAACGAAGACGAAAUCCGAGCUAAAUUUUUAAAAGAACAAGAGGAAAAAGAAAAAGCACGUCAAGCUGCUCUGGAAGAAGAAAGAUCGAGAUUGGAAGAUGAAAAGAAGAAAAUGCAACAACUUAAAGAUAUUUCAGAAGAUGUUAGAAAAAAGAUUAUUAGUUCAAAUGAAUUUGUUGAAUUUAUUGAUCAUUCAACUAAAAUUGUUGAGAGAGUGCUUAAUGAAAAUUAUGAUUAUAUGAAAGAUUAUUCAAUUAUUAAGGACAAUGAGAAUGAUGACCAGUCAGGCUCCAGGGUUAAAUAUGUAAACUCAUUCUUUGACGACCGAUGGACCAAAAAUCGUUCAGUCACUGAUGUAAAUUGGUCGCGCAAAAAUCCUGAAAUUUGUGUUGCUUCAUAUAAUAAAAACCCUAUGGCAAUGAAUGAACCAGACGGUGUCGCUGUAGUAUGGAGUUUAAAAUUAUUAGAACGACCCGAAUAUGUUUUCCAUUCGCAGUCGGAUGUUCUUACUACAAUGUUCUCUGAGUUUCACCCAACUCUUGUAAUAGGAGGAACAUAUUCAGGUCAAAUAGUUCUUUGGGACAUGAGAUCAAAAUCUUUACCUGUUCUCAAAACACCUCUUUCAGCUUCUGGGCAUACUCAUCCUGUAUACUCAAUGCAAAUGGUGGGGACACAAAAUGCUCAUAAUCUCAUCACUGCAAGUACGGAUGGAUUAAUAUGUUCUUGGCAAUUGGAUAUGUUAGCUCAACCACAGGAAACCCUAGAACUAGUUCAUGCCGAACAUAGCAAGACAGACGAAGUUUCGGUUACAGCUCUUGGUUUUCCAGAAAAUGAAACUGCAGCUUUCUGGGUUGGUACGGAAGAGGGUAUUGCUUAUCAAGCUAAUAGAUAUGGCCGUGCUGGCGGCAAAGCCGGUAUUAAUCCAUAUGAUGUAUAUAAAGGACAUUGGGGACCUAUUACAGGUCUUCAUUUUCAUCCUAUGACUGGUCAACAUAACUUUUCAGAUUUAUUUUUGACUUCUUCUGUGGACUGGACAUGUAAAUUGUGGAGAGCUAAAUCUAUUUCAAAACCAUCGACAUCACCACAGACAAUUACUCCAUUAUAUUCAUUUGAAGGCGCUGAUGAUUAUGUUUAUGAUGUUAAAUGGUCCCCCACACAUCCAGCUCUGUUUGCUUCUGUAGACGGUACAGGAAAAUUCUCUUUGUGGAAUUUGAAUGUUGACACAGAGGUGCCAAUUGUGAGUACUCAAGUUGGAAGUCAAGCUAAAGCUUUGAAUAAAAUUAAUUGGGACAAGGAAGGGCGAAAGACAGCAAUCGGUUCUUCGGAUGGUCGAGUCCAUAUUUAUGAUAUUGGAGAGUUGGCAAAUCCACGUGAUGAUGAAUGGGAAAUCUUGCAUAAAACGAUUUCUGAAAUGACUACUGAGAAUCAUAAUGGAAGAUACGUUGUUGCCAAGUAAUAAAUAUGUAAAUCAGUAAUAAAAAUAAUUUUAAUUUUAUUAUAAACUUUUUAAUAACAAUUUGAUCAUAAUUAAUUAAGUCAUAAUAUUUAUGAUUAGAAGUAUAUAGUAUUUUUAUAUAUUUUAUUUUAUUUUCCUUCAAGAAUUAUACUUUGUGGAAUAUUUUAUAUUAUAAU
This is a messenger RNA of Rhizophagus irregularis DAOM 181602=DAOM 197198, 2159 nucleotides long. RefSeq lists its product as uncharacterized. Gene Ontology annotation, molecular function: dynein light chain binding; dynein heavy chain binding. Gene Ontology annotation, biological process: transport along microtubule. Lineage: Eukaryota; Fungi; Glomeromycota; Glomeromycetes; Glomerales; Glomeraceae. Gene Ontology annotation, cellular component: cytoplasmic dynein complex. The record is from RefSeq and is a predicted model, not a curated record.